Molecule: messenger RNA, 4233 nt
Organism: Calliphora vicina (urban bluebottle blowfly)
Lineage: Eukaryota; Metazoa; Arthropoda; Insecta; Diptera; Calliphoridae
Gene: ms(2)34Fe
Product: male sterile (2) 34Fe
Exons: 10
Coding region: 1-4233 (1410 amino acids)
Source: RefSeq, a predicted model, not a curated record
AUGAGUGGCAAAAGACAAAACACGGAGCGCUUUCGUGACAAAACAAGUUAUAGCCUGUAUUGUGUCAAUAUCUAUGGCUCUGGUUUAAAGGCGAUCAAAGAUGAAUUUAAACGACAAGUUGAAACGGGCUUACGUCAAACCUUGUUUAUGGUCGAUUUAGAGGAACUUCAAGAAGAUCUUAAUAAUCAACCACGUAAUACAAAAAUGAGAAAAGAAUUGAAGGAAAACUUCAAUACUUACAUAAUAAAUUCUCUGAUACAACACAUACAAGGAUUUUGCAAGGAAUACGAAUUACUAACCAAGAAAAUCAAUGAAGAAUUAAAAUUUGAUUUAUAUGAAUAUUGGCUUCAGCAUAUAGAAGAGAAACCUAAAAUGUCAUUAGACAAAACUGAUAAAAUAAAGGAGAAAAAAACGGCAAAAUUAUCUAAUGCCAGUAAAUUAAAUAAAAUUAACUGCAUCAGCUCCUUAAAAGCCAGAGAACAUAAUAGAGUGGGUCAAUCUAAGUUAAUGUCUCAAAGAAAGUACAUUAAAGAUGAACCCACCUCGGGCAAAUUGUACAUAAUUAUUUUGGGCCAAAUGAGUGAACAUUUCUAUACGGAUUUAUUAAGACGAGAUCAACCUCUGGAGGGCAUUAUAAACUUUAUACCAACUGAAAGCAACUAUGACAUCAUGUUGGGCAAUAAUAAAUUACGAAAUUUUAUUGCGGAAACUUUAGAAAUAAUUAAUUCCUCAAUUUAUCAAAUUAGACAAGAAGUAUUUACAAAACAGGUUGGUUUAUUUAAUCAUAAUCUACCGAUUAUAUCCAACUGUUUGGCCACAAAACAUUCCCGGGAAAUCUAUGAUCAAUUAACCUGGAGCAUCUAUGAUAUGGACAUGUUGAAGCAACAAUAUGAAAUGUAUUACUAUAGACCUUAUCAAGUAAUAGAUGUUGGCAUACCGGUCGGUGUAAAUUUAACACAGCUGUAUCAUGCGGCCGAGUCUUUAAGUAUACAGGGUAAUUUUCAGAAAUGUAAUUUACCUAUAAAUGGCACAGAUUUAGCUUCUAUAGCUGGUUAUUUAAAUAGUUUAUUAAAUACUAGUGAUUUAUCAGAAGAGUUGCAGCAAAGCUGUUCUAAUAUAUCUUUACAAAACUCAUUUUCAUCUGUUACCAAAAUUCCCAAGUAUGAGAGAUUAAUUGUGGCCGAAAAUAAUAAAUUAUUAUUAAAUAUGGUGCAAUAUGCUGAUCUUAACAGAUACCAAUCAAUAUAUUUAUGCUGUUUAGACUACAGCAUUUUAAGACAAUACGCAAUGUCUUCAGAACAACAAUUUCUACCGACUUUUAUUAGGCAUGAUGAGCAAAAUUUAAGCAAUUUCGAAUCUCUAACUCUGCCCAAAUAUGUAAAAUUUUAUGCCAAUGCAGAUUGUAGUGGCCAGAGGAUUACAGAAUUACUUAAGGAAUAUGAUAACUGCGAAAUUCAAGAAAUUUCUCCCGGCUACAAACUCUACGCUUUUAAAAGAUUUUAUAAUGCCUUAAAUGAAGAUGAUGGCAGAGUGAUAAUACCCACACGUUUAUGUUUUCGUGAUUUUAGUUUAUAUCAAAUGGAAGAGUUUUUGAAAAAUUUAAAAAUUCCCCAACUAAACACAGAUUCUCCAUCUGAAGAAAGCAUUCAGGAGAAAAAAGUAAAAACGGUGGAAUUUAAUGAAAAUAUGUUUAUAAGACCCAAUUCCCUCAAGGCUCUGAAAUUGCAAAAAGAAAGAAGUAGUGAAGAAAACAGAAGCAGGAAAAGUGAAUCUCGUUCCAGCAGAAGCAAAAAUGAGAAGAAAUCUUCCCUGAAUAAAUCAACCACAAAAACCGAAGAAUCCAUGGGCUUACCUCAAGAUCAUCCUCUUCUGAUGGGUUACAAUUUGGAGGAUACACUACAGGAAGUUAAAUACAAAGUCUCCAAAUAUUACUUCAAGCUAGGCUUUGUAAAACUCUAUGAGGAGAUGUGGUGUUUCCAAGUUAUGAAUAAACAAUUGGCCUUAGCUAUAAAUAAUGCAACUAUAUUUUUCCAUAAACCUCGUCGAGAGCUUAAAGGUCUAGGAAAUAACAUACGUUUGAUUACUAACAACAAUGUCGAUAUACGUAUACUUAAUGAUCCCCUGGAGUGUUCAAAGAUUGUGAUGAAUUAUCCAAAUAGUUUGAGCGUAUUCCAUCAUGAUAACUAUUGUGAGCAAGUUUGGAAUUGCGAUCAAACUUUUCGGAAUGAACAGCGUAGAAUUUAUACUACUUUAGGAGCGAUAAUUGUUUUCUUUAAGAGCAAUGAUAUGAUAAUGAUAAUGCGUUAUAAUGGUGAAGUUUAUAGACUUUAUCAACACGAGCCUGCGGAAGAGGAGGAAGAAGAACAAGGUUUCACUAGUGAUGCAGAGGAUGUUCAGGAGAAAAGUUCUGGUUUUAAAGAUCUUAAGGCUCAGGGUGACUCGCGGUUUAUAAUAGAUAAAACAAAGUACCUGGAACAUAAAAAACCUAAAGGCAAAACAACUGCAGCUACAGAUCAGCAGGAAACACAAAGGAAAUCUGAUCUCCAUACUUUAAAUUCCAAGAAAUCUAGACCAUCUCAGAAAAUUGGGAGUGAGGAGUCCAUACAAAUGUCUACCAAAUCAAAUUCUGUAACAAAUAAUUUAAGAUCUGCUGUAACGAAUGAAGUAAACUUCCUAAAUUUGUUAAGCUCUACAUAUGAGCUAAAAUAUUUACACCUUAUUAUUACUACUUCGCUAGGAAGGCGCAUAAAUUUGACACAUCAGGGAGAGAUUUUUGAGGGACCUCACUGUUCUAUAAAGGAAUGGCAUGAUUAUUUUGCCAAUGAAGCUUAUUGUGAGCGCAGUGAUGGUGUCAAAAUGAUUUGGUCUCAAGAUUGUUUUAAAUGUUUUCAUAAAGAUGGUUCGGUUUUCAAAACCACUAUUGACGAUGAUAUUUUCAGAGAAGAAGUGGAUGAGUUUGAAUCUCAAAUUACACAAAGUUCUUCUCACAAUCUAAUAAAAUCAGAAAUAGAGGACAAUGGAGAAAAACAGGAAUUGGAGGGAAAUUUCACACAAACUGUUGAAACACUUGGAAAAUUGCUCUCAACAUACAUAAUUACCGAAGCUGCAGAGGAAUAUAUAACACUAGAUGUACCAUUUGUAAGCUAUUCCUUUAAUAGUUGGUUUAUGCAACAUCAAAAUUAUGCUGAGGUUUAUGUCUUGACUCCAAAGUUACCGAAUUUGUCCCCUAGUAUGGAAAUAUUUGGCAUAGACAAUAUACGAAUUUAUACACAUGAAGAAACUUUCUUUAAAGCUGAUGAUAGUAAUGUUUGUGAUUACGAUUCACUACAAUCAGAAGGUGAAGAAUAUACAACAGAUAAAUUAAAUAUUAAGGUUGUAGUUAAUGUAAACAUUGGUGAUCAACUUCAUGUGACAGCGGAUAAAGAAGCUUGUGAAGUAUAUGCCGUGUUGGGGCAAUCUAAAGUUGAAAAGGAAAGGAAGAGUGAUUCCUUGACAUUGAGUUUAAAGUAUACGGACUGUAUAAAUGAUGCUUUCAAAUACUUGGUUAAUGAAAUUGCCUCAUUUGAAACUAAUAAUAGGCAUAAAAAGGAGGAAUUUUAUUAUAUAGAACAAAUGAAUAAGGAUUCUGUUAUAAGAGGUUUUGAGUUUUUCUCUAAGCUACCUCAACUCUCCCUCUACAAUUACCAUGUAAGCAAUAAUAUUACUCAACUAAAGGCUGUUAAUACCAUAAAUGAAUUAAUGACCACCAUUUGUGAUGGUUAUAAAGAAGAUCUCAACAAGUUUCCUCGCUUUAAACAUCCUCACAAGCAAGAUAUUGAUGCAAUAGUUGAUGUUCCCCAAGUUUUAAGUGCAAACAUAUUUAUUGAAAUUCCCAAGCAAUUGCGAAACAUGGCGAAUAUUACCAAAUUUUUAGAACCUUUUGAAUGUAUCAAUUUUAAAAAAUUACGCCGCAAAUUCAAAAAUAUUCUUAAUUUUUAUCUCAAACCACAACAGCUAAACGAUUUGAAAACAUUUAGUAGUACUAAAAACUGGAAAAGGCGUCAUUGGGAACAUGAAAGACGACUUUUUAACGAACAACAGCGUUUGGGUCUGUACCAGGCCAUGAGUAAACAUAAAAUCUAUCCAAAUUAUUGGAAAUUUACUAACGUUUAUAAGGGUGAAAUCAGACACAUUGAAUUUUUUGAGUUCAUGCAAAAUAAAUGUGACAAUAAAGAAGAAAAAGCGUCUAAUUAA